CCAAACCAAGACCAUAAAUAAAUUUAAUUUAAUUUAAUUAAUUAGGAGCACGUGCAGUUUGUAGGUUUUGUCAUUAUUUCUCAUUAAAUCCGCAUCUUUCCUUAUAUUAUAUAUAUACCACAAAAUUAAUUUCCCCCACACUUCCUUCUCCCCCAAAACCCUACAUAUAUACUCUCUCUCUCCUCCCUCUCUUUCUCUCUCUAGUUUAUAUAUAUAUAUACAUAAAGGAUCAUGCACGCGGAUCGGAGCUGAUUGUUCGCUACCUCCAAAACCACUGCAAAUUCAAAGGAUUUAUGGUUGCGGUGAGAUCGAAGCUGUCAAAUCAUAUCGCUGCUUUUCUUCCUCCUGUCUCGGAUUACAGUCAAAGAUUAAUCGAUCGAUGUGUGCAGUUCCUUCGGUGAUGGCGUUGAUUUGCUACGUAGCUUCUUCCAGCUGUGCUUAGGCCAUAGCUGCUACCUUCCAAUCACUGUUACUCACUCUCCUUCGAAUCUGCAACUGCUAACCGAAUCCGAAUCUGAAUACAAAAUUAUGAACCGUGAUUCCUCGUCAUUGCUCCGGCGGCGGAUAUUGGCUUUGUUUCCGGCGGUGUUUGCCGUCGCGGUGUUGCUGGUAAUCAUUGACGUCUAUGAAGAUCAUCGCGUAGAGUUUAUGCAAGCUGCAUCUCGAACGAGAAGCAUCCCAGGCGGUCUCCAGAACAAAAGUUGUAUCACUCUCUCAAAUCCCCACCGGAAGCUGCUUAAUCACGCACCAAAUUCGAAGAAAAAUCGAAAAAGCGACGACAACAACAAAGACGACGACGAAGAAGAAGAAAACCCGAGAGUGGAGCCGAGCCGUAUAUGGAGUGACAAGUGCUCAAAAUCCGACAUUGUUAUAAGCCAAGGCGCGACGGAGGCGCUCCCGAACGGCAUCCCAACGUACACGGUGGAGAUCAUGAACGUGUGCCCUAACGGCUGCGACAUCUCAGCCGUCCAUCUCAGCUGCGGCUGGUUCAGCUCGGCGCGGCUCGUGAACCCGCGAGUAUUCAAACGGCUCGGCUUCGACGACUGCCUGGUUAACGACGGUAAGCCUCUAGUUAACGGCCGUACGCUCUCCUUUCAGUAUGCUAACACCUUCCCCUUCCACUUCUCCGUUUCCUCCGUUACCUGCUAGCUUUACCUAACUUACUCAUUUUCAUCACUUUACCAAAUUUUUGAAUAUAUAUAUAUAUAUUGUUAGGUAGCCAAUUAAUUGUAAGUAAAUGGGUUUUGGGGGUCUUUAAUGGAAGAUUAGGGAAGAAAUUAAUCACGAAAAAACAUAU
Messenger RNA from Andrographis paniculata, 1297 nucleotides. RefSeq names its product protein TAPETUM DETERMINANT 1-like. The transcript is spliced from 4 exons. Lineage: Eukaryota; Viridiplantae; Streptophyta; Magnoliopsida; Lamiales; Acanthaceae. The record is from RefSeq and is a predicted model, not a curated record. Bases 529 to 1149 code for a protein of 206 amino acids. Gene Ontology annotation, biological process: cell fate determination.